Molecule: messenger RNA, 678 nt
Organism: Fusarium poae
Lineage: Eukaryota; Fungi; Ascomycota; Sordariomycetes; Hypocreales; Nectriaceae
Exons: 1
Coding region: 1-678 (225 amino acids)
Source: RefSeq, a predicted model, not a curated record
AUGGAAGCCAUUCUUCUUGUCUUUGGCAAUGGCCGCCCGGAUCUCCCUCCAUACUUCUGCGCGUUGUUCGCCAUACGCCUCAGCUGGCCAAUGGUUCGUGAUAAGAGGACAGUCUGCUGGAUUAAGUUGAUCCACGGUAUAGCUCACGGUGGAUUCCCCAAUCCCCCUUCCACCAAGAAGUGGGAAUCUCAUAGGAGCGACGCUAUCGUCGUCUGCCUCGUACGGAGAGAGGUACCGCCAUUCACAAUCGCUCUUCGUGCCCCAGGCGCAGUUGGAGCAUUGGCCACCGACGAGGGACUUGAUGCAGAUGCAGCAGUGGAAUGGCCAUGGAAUGUGCUCGUCGUUCCAGUCAGUGGUUGGGGUGUACGCGAAGGUACAGUGGCGGCACAUCGUGGGGUUUCGAAUACCGAAGAAGCUGGGGAGAAGAGCCUUCAGCCGCUGGAUAUUCUGGCCAAGUUCCGCGACGAACCAGCCGCGAGGAUGAGCGUAGUCGGCUGGAAUGUAGGCAUCCUGGAGCUUGCGUCGCAUACAGCGAUCGAUGAACUCUGCGAGCACCUUGUCGUUUUUCGCAAGGGCCAAGGACUAGGAGAAGAAGGCGAGAUGCUGAGCCUUGUCGCCGACUUUGUUGCCUGGGCCCAUGGUGAGCUCCACGUAGAGAGGGUAGCCUUCACGAUAUAG